Messenger RNA from Gigantopelta aegis, 1152 nucleotides. RefSeq lists its product as uncharacterized. Gene Ontology annotation, cellular component: nucleus. Lineage: Eukaryota; Metazoa; Mollusca; Gastropoda; Neomphalida; Peltospiridae. Bases 1 to 1152 code for a protein of 383 amino acids. Gene Ontology annotation, molecular function: DNA binding. The transcript is spliced from 2 exons. The record is from RefSeq and is a predicted model, not a curated record.
AUGACUGAUGCCUACAAUUCAGUAAUGGAAAAGGAAAUGUCAUCAUCACAGGCAGCUAAGUAUUAUGGCGUCAAUAAGAAGUCGCUGUUAGUCAGAGUCCGGGGAGAGAUUCCUGUCAAUGCUCAUGUUGGGAAUCAGACUGCAUUGCCUGCUGUCUGUGAGGAGGAGUUAUCAGAGUGCCUCAAACUCCUGGCUGACUGGGGUUGGGGUUUCAGCAAAGAAGAAGUUAAGGAUAUCGUAAAUGACUUUGUGACAAAGUCAGGCAUUGAAACACCAUUUAUUGAAGGUCGUCCUGGACGCGAAUGGCUGGAAAAUUUCCUAAAGCGCCAUAACGAUAUUGUUCCUCGCAAGACAGAACAUCUUAGAGUGAAGGGCCUCCCUCAGCAGAUUUUCAACGUUGAUGAAAGUGGCUUUGUGACGGACCCCAAAUCACAGGUCGUUCUCGCCAGAAAAGGGUCCAAGCGUGUCAAUCAGAACAUUGGAGGAUCAGGUAGAAAACAAAUAACUGUAAAUUGUGGAGGUUCAGCUAGUGGUCAGGUUUUACCUCCUUAUGUGGUGUAUCAGGGCAAGAACCUCUACUUGGCUUGGACUGAGGGUGGACCAGAUGGAACGACUUUCACGACGAGUGCUAAAGGAUGGAUGGAAGGACCUCAGUUCCUUGACUGGUUUCAAAAGGUGUUUCUGAAAAACACUGAACAUUUGUCUUCAAAUCCAAGGGUGUUGAUAUUUGAUGGCCAUGCAUCUCACCUUUCACUUGCUUUAAUGGAAGCAGCCAAGAAGAACAAAAUCAUUCUCCUGCGACUUCCUGCUCAUCUGACCCAUCUCCUGCAACCAUUUGAUCGUGCUGUUUUUCGGCUAGUAAAAGCAGUUUGGCAAUCCUUGCUAGUGAAGUAUGCCCGGACACACACAGGACCUGUUUCCAAGGCACAUUUCCCUGCAAUGCUGAAGAAACUGUAUGAAAAAUCCUUUGCUUCGGACAUAGUGAAGGCAGGAUUCCGUGCCACAGGAAUAUUUCCUUUUAACAAGAAUGCUGUUCCGUUAGAAGGUAUGGCAAACAGGCAUGGGCCCAUGUUAGCCACGAGUCAAGCGAAUCUUCAAAUGGAAAUAACCCAGCUGUUUCUCUCGCAACUGAGCAUACUUCUAAUGCAGUGA